This is a messenger RNA of Phyllostomus hastatus (greater spear-nosed bat), 2207 nucleotides long. RefSeq names its product septin 5 (gene SEPTIN5). The transcript has 11 exons. Gene Ontology annotation, molecular function: GTPase activity; molecular adaptor activity; GTP binding. Bases 135 to 1271 code for a protein of 378 amino acids. Gene Ontology annotation, cellular component: microtubule cytoskeleton; septin ring; septin complex. NCBI's taxonomy places the organism in Eukaryota, Metazoa, Chordata, Mammalia, Chiroptera, Phyllostomidae. Gene Ontology annotation, biological process: cytoskeleton-dependent cytokinesis; regulation of exocytosis. The record is from RefSeq and is a predicted model, not a curated record.
GGAACGAGAGCAGGGCUUCGAGGCACUACAGCAUUUGAACCCCCCCCCCCCACCCCCGAGAACGCUGGGCCCCUGUCGGCCUGACCUGGUCUGGGGUCCGAAGUCCUCAGCAGGGUGUGUGGGGGGUCGCUGCGAUGGACUCUCUGGCAGCGCCCCAGGACCGCCUGGUGGAGCAAUUGCUGUCGCCGCGGACUCAGGCCCAAAGGCGGCUCAAGGACAUCGACAAGCAGUACGUGGGCUUUGCCACGCUGCCCAACCAGGUGCACCGGAAGUCGGUGAAGAAGGGCUUUGAUUUCACGCUCAUGGUGGCUGGUGAGUCGGGCCUGGGGAAGUCCACACUGGUCCACAGCCUCUUCCUCACAGACCUGUACAAGGACCGGAAGCUUCUCAGUGCUGAGGAACGCAUCAGCCAGACGGUAGAGAUCCUGAAGCACACCGUGGACAUCGAGGAGAAGGGAGUCAAGCUAAAGCUGACCAUUGUGGACACACCGGGCUUUGGGGAUGCUGUGAACAACUCUGAAUGCUGGAAGCCCAUUACUGACUACGUGGACCAGCAGUUUGAACAGUAUUUCCGGGACGAGAGCGGCCUUAACCGCAAGAACAUCCAAGACAACCGGGUGCAUUGCUGCCUGUACUUUAUCUCUCCGUUUGGGCACGGGCUGCGACCAGUGGAUGUGGGUUUCAUGAAGGCCCUACACGAGAAGGUGAACAUUGUGCCCCUCAUUGCCAAGGCUGACUGUCUGGUCCCCAGUGAGAUCCGGAAGCUGAAGGAGCGGAUCCGGGAGGAGAUUGACAAGUUUGGGAUCCAUGUGUACCAGUUCCCUGAGUGUGACUCAGACGAGGAUGAGGACUUCAAGCAGCAGGAUCGGGAACUAAAGGAAAGUGCACCCUUCGCGGUUAUCGGCAGCAACACGGUGGUGGAGGCCAAGGGGCAGCGAGUCCGAGGGCGGCUGUACCCAUGGGGGAUUGUGGAAGUGGAGAACCAGGCACACUGCGAUUUCGUGAAGCUGCGCAACAUGCUCAUCCGCACCCACAUGCAUGACCUCAAGGACGUGACGUGUGACGUGCACUAUGAGAACUACCGCGCGCACUGUAUCCAGCAGAUGACCAGCAAACUGACCCAGGACAACCGCAUGGAGAGCCCCAUCCCCAUCCUGCCACUGCCCACCCCUGACGCUGAGACGGAGAAGCUUAUUAGGAUGAAGGAUGAGGAGUUAAGGCGCAUGCAGGAGAUGCUGCAGAAGAUGAAGCAGCAAAUGCAGGACCAGUGACCCAGCCCCAGCUCCACAUUGCCAUGGAUAUACUGCCGGUUUUCCGACUGGCCCUUUUCACCCCUGAACCCCAAUGGCCUGGACUCGACCCUUUUCCUCUGGAUCUCUAACAGGCCUGGUCACAACCCCAAUCCCAAGUGACCUAGACCUGGACUGUCCCCGUUCUGACCCGGAGGCACGGGGUCACAGCCUCCAGCCAUCCCUAAUUUAUUCUCAGCAUCAGCCCUUCCCUUCAUUUGUAUCUGUUUCCAUGGGGCCUGGGCAACACCCCCCCCCUUUGGCUUUGGGGGAGCAGGAGCUAGGGUGGGCUGUGACUUUUGAGAUUUUUACCCUCUACCCCAGAAGGUCACAGCACCCAGACUCCAGGCCCUACUCAGGCAGGAAGGUAAACCAAGGCAGAAUAGGGGAGCAGAUCCCUGGGGUCUCCAACCUAUUCCCCCACCCCAGUGCCACAGCACAGACUUGGGAGCUGUGUUCUCCUGCUCCUGUGGGCCUCCCAGCAUACGCUGAGACCUCACCUUAUGUGGAUGUGGGCCAGCCAGGUCCUCUCUCACCCUGGAGCUCAGCAGGCAGGCCAGGCUGCUGAAGCACUUAGGAUCUCUUCAGACCUAAGGAGGCCAGCCCACUACAGGGGAGGGUGACCUAGGGCUGGGAUGCUUGUGAUAGCCCACACCCCUCCCCCCCAACUUUGGCUUGUGGAGGGAUGCAGGAGCAGGGGGCUGUGGGCUGUCCUCUGCAAUCCUCAUGCCUAGAUUGCUGUUCCCUGCCUGUGGCUGGGGGUCCCUUCUCCCCAGCAGCAUUGUUGCCCUGGGCUCCCUAGCCCUCCCCCCACUCCCUCCACCCGCAUGAACCCUUUCCCAAGCCCCAUUCUCCAGUUUUGUUAAGUUGUGAAUGCCAUCCUGUCCUGGUGACAGGAGAACAAUGUUGGUGAAUGUU